Messenger RNA from Aspergillus niger, 93 nucleotides. RefSeq lists its product as hypothetical. Lineage: Eukaryota; Fungi; Ascomycota; Eurotiomycetes; Eurotiales; Aspergillaceae. Bases 1 to 93 code for a protein of 30 amino acids. The record is from RefSeq and is a predicted model, not a curated record. The transcript has 2 exons.
AUGAAGGAAACUGAAAUUUCCCGCCCGCUCGCCAUCUUGGUCAGUUCUGCGGCCGAGAUUGAGAUCCCCUUCUCCUGUUUAGAGAAUGAUUAA